This is a messenger RNA of Mesorhabditis belari, 1515 nucleotides long. NCBI's taxonomy places the organism in Eukaryota, Metazoa, Nematoda, Chromadorea, Rhabditida, Rhabditidae. The record is from the annotation of a GenBank genome assembly.
AUGUUUCUCUUAAUCAUAUUCAUUUGUAUUGCCAUUUACGCUUUCAUUCAAUGGCAAGCAGUUCGAAAAUUGCCCAAUGGCCCAAUCCCUUUUCUUUUCUUUGGAAAUCUUCCCCAGUUAAUGUUUUAUUCGUACAAAAAAGGUGGUCUUGUUGGUGGAAUGGUGGAAAUGGCAAAAAUAUAUGGAGAUGUGCAUACAGUUUGGUACGGUCCUUAUCCCACUAUACAGUUGUGUACGUUUGAGAUGGCCAAAGAAUUGAUGGUCAAUCAGGGUACAACUCAAAUCGGACGAUAUACUCCAUUCUUCACACGAGCCGCAUCUUAUGAUGAAAAGGGAAAUCAAAGAGGAGUGGUGUCCAGCGAAGGAGAUCAAUGGCUUGAACACAGACGUUUCAUUUUGCACACUUUACGCGAUUUUGGAAUGGGAAAUGCCCUGCAAGAGCAAUUGAUCUAUCAUGAGAUCGAUUAUCAUUUUGGUGAAAUCGAAAAGAGAAUGAUUGAUGGAAAAGCGACCGUUGUGGUUGACGAUUUCACCGAGCUUCUUAUCGCUUCGAUCAUCAAUCGUUUACUGUAUGGAUAUGGCUUUGAUGAGUCCAACCAAUCCCGUUACUUCGAAAUCCGCGAUGAGGUAGCAAAAUUCAUCAAACAUUUGUCACCAAUUGAUUUCUUUGUGACCGAUUGGUGGAGAUAUGUGCCAAUAUUGAAAAACCGCUAUUUCCACAUCUACAAUGUUCUCGACGCUUUCAGAGCGUUUUCGAUGGAAAAUAUUCAAAAGAUUCGAUCGCAGCUCAGCGAUCAAGAUGUGACACUUUCGGGGGAACAAGCCGGCGAUUUCGUUCAUGCUUAUUUGAUUGAACAACGAAAAAGAAUCAAAGAGAAUGGAGAGCCGGGAUAUUUUGAUGAUGCCGGUUUGUUGGGAGAUCUCGUCGAUAUUUGGGGAGCUGGUCAAGAAACGACUUCAACAACCCUUCAAUGGGCAUUUCACGAAUUGUUGUCAAGGCCGGAAAUUGUGGAGAAAUGUCGGAAUGAGAUCAACGAAGUGACCGGUGAUGGACGUGUUCUUUGUUUAAAGGAUCGACCAAAAACUCCAUAUCUCAAUGCUGUGAUCAAUGAAAUCCAACGAUACGGUUCGAUUCUUUCGGUCAAUUUGUGGAGAGUGACGACAGGCCCUUGUCACAUUGGUGGAUGUGAAAUUCCUGUGGGAACACUUUCAACAGCUCAAUUAUCUGUUAUCAUGCAAAAUGAUCGAGUUUUUGAUCAACCACAAGAGUUUAAUCCGGAACGUUAUUUGGGAAAUGAUGGGAAAUUACAAGAACAAUCGACGAUUCCAUUUGGGAUUGGAAAGAGAGCUUGUUUGGGAGAAUCGCUGGCGAGAGCUGAGCUCUAUUUGGUUUUGGGAAAUCUUCUUCAACGAUAUAAACUCUCAUUCGAUCCAAUGGAAGGAUCACAAGGAAUGACAAACAAAUAUUCUCCCAUUUAUAAACCAAAAACUUUUAAGGCCGUUUUCGAGAAAAUU